Molecule: messenger RNA, 467 nt
Organism: Vigna angularis (adzuki bean)
Lineage: Eukaryota; Viridiplantae; Streptophyta; Magnoliopsida; Fabales; Fabaceae
Exons: 4
Coding region: 108-467 (119 amino acids)
Source: RefSeq, a predicted model, not a curated record
UCUAUGAUCCAACAAAAACAAAAGAUCAAAUCAUAUGUAAUGUGCCGACCGGUAUAGACAGAACUCAAUGGGCUCAUUUCGUUACCUAUCGUCUAAAACCGGAGACAAUGGAUAUUUGUAAAAAAAAUAGAGAAAAUCGCAAGAAGCAAGUAAUUCCUCAUACUGGUGGCUCUAAACCUAUCUCAAGAAGAAGACAUGAGAUGCUUUUGGAUAGUGGAAAACUGCCUAGUCGUGGAAUGUUAUAUAUUGAAACUCAUAAAAAAAAAGAUGGCUCAUUUGUAAAUGAGGCGGCAAAGGCUAUAGCGGAACAAAUUGAAGUGGGUUUGAGUCAAAGCACUACUGAUGAAUCACAGGUUUCCCCUCAUGAUGUUGUUGGUAGAGUGUUAGGCCCAGAGCAUUCUGGGAGAGUGCGAUGCAUGGGUUUGGGAGCAGCUCCUACUAACUCAUUUAGAAAUACAAGAAUGUGA